Girardinichthys multiradiatus is the source of this 2097-nucleotide messenger RNA. RefSeq names its product CCZ1 homolog, vacuolar protein trafficking and biogenesis associated (gene ccz1). The record is from RefSeq and is a predicted model, not a curated record. Gene Ontology annotation, cellular component: intracellular membrane-bounded organelle; Mon1-Ccz1 complex. NCBI's taxonomy places the organism in Eukaryota, Metazoa, Chordata, Actinopteri, Cyprinodontiformes, Goodeidae. Gene Ontology annotation, biological process: vesicle-mediated transport. Bases 218 to 1660 code for a protein of 480 amino acids. The transcript is spliced from 17 exons.
CGCUGUGCGUGUGACCCCGUGCUGUCAAGAAGCAGGAAGUGGACGAUGGAAAGUAACAUAAUGUGAGCGGCAUCUCUUUUCACUGAGUUAUUUACGUACUUUUCCGCUUUAUUUACUUAAUAACAAGUGAACGAGUUGUUUUCAUUGUCUGGAAGGCACACGGCAUGGUAACCAAACUGUCACUGGAGGAAAGGAAACCCAGAGACAAGUUACACUAAUGCUCAUGAUUAGUCCCAAAAUGGCCUCAGGAGUACAAGAGAAACAGUACACGCCUUCUCUUCUCAGUUUUUUCAUUUAUAACCCUACGUUCGGACCACGGGAAGGAGAGGAAGAGAAAAAGAUUUUGUUUUACCACCCGAGUGAGGUUGAGAAGAAUGAGAAGAUCAGAAAUGUGGGCCUUUGUGAAGCCAUUGUUCAGUUCACCAGGACUUUCUGUCCAACAAAACCAGCAAAAUCCCUGCACACGCAGAAGAAUCGGCAGUUUUUCUUUGAACCAGAGGAAAAUUUCUGGAUAGUUAUGGUGGUUCGAAAUCCAAUGAUUGAGAAGCCAAAGAAAGAUGGCAAACCUCCUACGAUGGAGUAUCAAGAAGAAGAAAUACUUGAUACGGUUUAUGGCGCAGUGGUACGGCAGUGCUACAGUAUGUACAAGCUAUUUAAUGGAACGUUUGGUAGAGCGAUGGAGGCAGGUGGAGUGGAGCUGCUCAUCCAGAAGCUUGAGAAGUUCUUCUACAGGUAUCUGCAGACGCUUCAUUUGCAGUCCUGUGACCUGCUGGAUGUAUUUGGAGGCAUCAGCUUCUUCCCGUUGGACAAGAUGACCUACCUGAAGAUUCAGUCUUUUGUCAACAGAGUGGAGGAGAGCCUCAGCCUGAUCAAAUACACAGCUUUCCUCUAUAAUGACCAGCUUAUCUGGAGUGGGCUGGAACAGGAUGACAUGAGGAUCCUCUACAAAUAUCUCACCACAUCGCUGUUUCCCAGGCACUCGGAGCCCGAGUUGGCUGGCAGGGACUCUCCUCUAAGGCCUGAAGUCACGGGAAAUCUGUUGCAUUAUGGGAGGUUUUUGACUGGACCUUCUAACCUUAAAGAUCCAGAGGCUAAAUUCCGAUUUCCAAAAAUAUUUGUCAGUGCAGAAGAUGGCUACGAAGAGCUGCACCUGAUUGUAUAUAAGGCGAUGAGCGCUGCAGCCUGUUUUAUGAUCAGUGCCACUGUAGAUCUGACGAGGGAGUUCUGUGAGCAGCUGGACAGCUUGGUGGGCCCCCAGCUUACUUUGCUGGCGUCAGAUAUAUGUGAACAAUUCACAAUUAACCGCAGGAUAUCUGGGCCGGAGAAGGAGCCCCAGUUUAAGUUCAUCUACUUCAACCACAUGAAUCUGGCGGAGAAGAGCACGAUUCACAUGAGAAAAACCGCCAGUGUGUGCCUAACCUCGGUCCACCCUGACCUCAUGAAAAUUCUGGGUGACAUCAACUGUGACUUUGCACGGGUUGAUGAAGAUGAGGAAAUCAUCGUAAAAGCUAUGACAGACUACUGGGUUGUCGGAAAGAAGUCAGACCAGAGAGAGCUGUAUGUAAUCCUAAAUCAAAAGAAUGCCAAUCUGAUUGAAGUAAAUGAGGAAGUAAAGAGGCUUUGUGCGACACAGUUCAACAACAUUUUCUUCUUAGAUUGAGCAGACAGAUGGAGACCGCCCACACUAAAAACUGUCAGCUUUGCAGGGUUUUAGCGACAGCAUCAGCGUAAUGCAAUAAUUGCAUUGUAAAAUAAACCAUAUCUUUGAAAGGCUUUCUCACCAAGUUUUUUAUUUAACAGACAAACAUUUUUAUUUUAUCUUGUAAAUUACCGGUAAGAAUACAGAUUUGACUUUACAUGUACUUCAUCUCAUUUUCUCUGUUUGUGGGGUUUUAUCUGUUCCUUUUCACUUCCUGCACAUCUACAUUUUGUUUUAUGAGAUCAUGAUGACAUCUCACUUUAAUUUAAAAACUGACUUGUACCGAUGUGUUCAUUCCAGUUUUAUUUGAUGAUCAGUGAUAGCUUUAAGAUGUCAGAACUAUUGUGGGCUUUGUAUACAACUGCACUAACUUGAAAUAAAUGAAGUAAUAUUCCUAA